UCUCUUCUUCUCUUGAAUGUUUAAAUAUAUGACGAUAUUUCACUUUUAUUUAGACAUUGAAGUUUAAUCUUUAGCAUGAUAGUUUGCUUUUAAUUAGGAUAAAAGCAGUGCUGAUAACAACUUCUUGUACUUAAAACUAAAAGAGCAGAAGGUUUAUUUGCUAGUUAAUUUGUAGUGUAAUGAGUGUUUCACAUACUCGAGACGUUGCUGUUUAGCUUUACAGUUGAGGUGUAGAAUCAUGGCAAAUUUUACUGUUCAAGUGGAGAGUGGAAGAAGAGGGAAAGAUGGGAGUCCCUCAGUUGGUCCAGUGUACCGAAGUAUAUUAGCGAAGGAUGCGUUUCUGUCUCUUGAACCUGGCUCGAACACCUCAUGGGAUGUCUUCAGGGUGGCAGCAGAGAAGUUUCCAAUGAACAGGAUGCUGGGAUGGCGUGAGAUGAAAAAUGGGAAGGCAGGGCCUUAUUUAUGGAAAACAUACGAGGAGAUUUACCAAGAGGUGGUGCAAGUUGGUUCUGCACUAAGUCAUCUUGGUGUCAAACCUGGUUCUAAAAUAGGGAUCUAUUCAGCAAACUGUCCUAAUUGGAUAGUGGCCAUGGAGGCUUGCAACGGAUACACUUUUAUUUGUGUUCCACUCUAUGAGACACUGGGUGAAGGAGCUGUUGAAUACAUUGUAGAGCAUGCUGAAGUUGUUGUUGCUUUUGUUCACGAGACGAAAAUAAACCGAAUUCUGUCCAAAUGCACAUCCACUAAACAUCUCAAAGUAAUUGUUUCAUUUGGUUCGAGAACUAUGGAACAAAAUGCUGCUGCUACAAACAUCGGAAUGAAGCUGUACUCUUGGGAUGAAAUUCUUGAGAUGGGAAAAGAAAACACAUCAGAUCCGCUGCCACCAAAACCUCUUGAUAUAUGUACGAUAAUGUACACGAGUGGGACUAGUGGAGAUCCUAAAGGUGUAGUGCUGACUCAUGAAUGCCUUGCAACAUAUGUAGCAGGAACAGACCUAUUCAUGAAGCAAUUUGAAGACAAGAUGACAACAGAUGAUGUCUAUCUUUCUUUUCUUCCCCUUGCUCACAUUCUCGACCGAACAAUUGAAGAGUAUUUUUUCCACAAUGGGGCUUCUGUUGGCUAUUAUCAAGGGGAUAUACAAGCUUUGAGGGAUGACCUUAUGGAGCUGAAGCCAACUCUCUUCGCAGGGGUUCCUAGGGUUUUUGAAAAAGUUUAUGAAGGUGUCCUAAAGGCAGUGUCAGAACUCCUACCACAUAGAAGGAUGAUAUUCAAUGCCUUAUACAAAUAUAAACUAUAUUGGAUGAGAUUAGGAUAUUCACAUAAGAAUGCUUCACCCUUGGCAGAUUUAUUGGCUUUUCGCAAGGUGAAGGAUAGGCUAGGAGGCCGUGUUCGCCUUAUAAUAUCGGGAGGUGCUCCAUUAAAUACUGAGAUUGAGGAGUUCUUGCGAGUCACUAGUUGUGCUUAUGUUACCCAAGGCUAUGGUUUAACAGAGACAUGUGGCGUCAGCACAGUUGGAGUUCCUGAUGACAUGUCAUUGGUUGGCACCGUUGGCAUUGCAGCUACCAACACCGAGGUGCGCCUUGAAGAAGUUCCAGAAAUGGGAUAUGAUCCGUUGUCGACUCCCUCUUGCGGUGAAGUAUGUGUAAGAGGGACGACAAUCUUCACAGGGUACUACAAAGACCCUGAGUUAACAAAGCAAGUGAUGAUAGAUGGCUGGUUUCAUACAGGGGAUAUUGGAGAGAUGAGACCUGAUGGGGUUUUGAAGAUUAUAGACAGAAAGAAGAACAUAUUUAAACUAUCACAGGGUGAAUAUGUUGCAGUUGAAUUCCUAGAGAAAACAUAUAAAGUUUCUCCAAUUGUCGAAGAUAUUUGGGUUUAUGGGAACAGCUUCAAGUCUGUGCUCGUAGCAGUGGUCACGCCCCAUGAGGACAGUGUGAAAAGAUGGGCACGAGCAAAUGGCCAUGAAGGAUCUCUAUAUGACCUAUGCCAACUCGGAGACCUGAAGAAAUAUAUUCUUGAAGAGUUGAAGAAAGUUGCUGAAACUAACAAGCUUAGAGGUUUUGAGCACAUUAAAGGUAUCGUAGUGGAUCCUUUGCCAUUUGACAUUGAACGAGACCUUAUUACUCCUACAAUGAAGAAGAAAAGAGCACAAAUGCUCAAGUUUUAUCAGUCAGAUAUCGACAAACUUUAUCAAAAUAUUUCAGCAGAAGGCAAAAGAUAUGCCUGAACUAUUAAUCGCAUCCUUCAAACUUAGAAGCUCUCAGCUUGAAAAUAAUGCACGUGUUGUUGACUGCUUAAUUAGUUUAAUCCUGCUUACUAUGUCAAUAUAUAUAUGUUAAUGGAAACUAGUGUUCCAAACCUUUAAUAAAUUUAUGCUUCCGUUGUCA
Messenger RNA from Zingiber officinale, 2387 nucleotides. RefSeq names its product long chain acyl-CoA synthetase 1-like. Gene Ontology annotation, cellular component: membrane; endoplasmic reticulum. Lineage: Eukaryota; Viridiplantae; Streptophyta; Magnoliopsida; Zingiberales; Zingiberaceae. Gene Ontology annotation, molecular function: long-chain fatty acid-CoA ligase activity. The coding region runs from base 239 to 2227 and encodes 662 amino acids. The transcript has 19 exons. Gene Ontology annotation, biological process: wax biosynthetic process; cutin biosynthetic process; fatty acid metabolic process. The record is from RefSeq and is a predicted model, not a curated record.